AUGGCGCGUAUCUCAGUCCCCACCACCGCCCGCCUCCCUUCAACCUUGCGCCUCGAGCCCUCCAGCUCUACAGUCUUGAAGCAGCUCAGCCGUCUGAACCGGGCGUCCCUGCUCACGCUCGUACUUGACUGGCUCGACGACAACAAUGCCUCCCUCUGUGGCCCCUAUCUGCGGGACCAACAAGACGACGAUGACGAUGACGACCCCGCCGACCUCUAUCCGCCGCUGUCCUCCGUGGAGGAGCUCCGGGACCUUUACUCCGACAUGCAGAGCCGCAAAGGCUCGAAGCGCGAAGUUGUCGACCGCAUAGUGGAAGGUGACUGGCGCCAUGGCCUGACACUUUACCAGCUCUCUAUGGCGGAUCUGCAACACCUCUAUCAGAAUCCUACCUCCCAGAGAUGGAGCGCAUACCAGAUUGUCCCCUUGAAAACACCCACGCCGCAGCAGGCUGCAGAAGACGAUGCGCCUCCCAAGAUCGACACUGCGUCCCUGAAUGUGCCACGCUUCCAUCCGUCUACAUUCCUGCACAGCCUCCAGGCCCAGGUGCUGCCUGACGUGAAGUCGCACUACAGUUUUGACCGGCCCAAGGACAUGGCCUUGCUGCUGCUGCGCAUCUUCAUACUCGACUCCCCUUACAAUACCAAGCUAGCGACAUCAGCAGCCGCUGGUGACGCAAGCCGGACAAUAUACGUGGCAUUUCCUGACGGGAGCCCACACAUAUACAUUAGCAAGCCGCAGAGCAUCGGCCCAGCUGCCAGCAGUGAGACCAAGAGCCUUCACGCACUCGUCAUCGAGGGAAUACCCAAGGCUUUAUCGCGACCGAGGCGCAGAUACACGCUAAAGACCACUUCCUUGAACACGAGGAAUAUCCAGGAGUUGCUGGACAGACGAGGCCCAGGCAGGACGAACUCGGCCGGCGGUGGGUGGAGUAUAUACACAGAUGAGAAGAAGAAAGAGUCACCCUUAGGGACGCUGCUCCCCUCACCACCACUUAGCGACGCGGAUGACCAUAAAUCUACGAAGAGGCCGGGCCCAGAGGAGGCAGUGAGGGGACGAGCUGUGUCGCCCGACACGGCGCGAUAUGCGCGCAGGGUCAAGCGCGCGAGGGUGAUCGCACAGGCAAGGUUUGGCGAUUCAGCAAGAAUCGACGACGGCAAGGGCGUAGAAAGAGUUGACGUUGUGAUCGAAGACCCGUUCGAUAUGGAAAUGGACCCUGUGCACGAUGACAGCGAAGGUCGUGGAAGAGAGCCAGAUGCUUCGAGAAGGCGUCCCAAGGAUGCGUCUGUCCGCAGGAGUACAAUCGACAUGGCGUUUGACCGCGUCCGCGAGGAGGAUGACGAGGGCGGAGGCGGUGGUGACCUCGACGGCGACGAGACAACAUGGCGUCCGAGUAUCAAAUUGACCUUCCAUGGGCCACACGUAUUUGCUGGUGUGCGACAGCUCGUUGAGGCUGGCAUUAUUGAUGGGGAAAAGAUGCCGGGUUGGUUAACAGGCGAGGAGGGUGUGACCGUUGGAGCUGUACGGCAUGGCAGAAUCAGGGGUCACAAAGGCUCUGGUAUGUGA
Messenger RNA from Diaporthe batatas, 1563 nucleotides. RefSeq lists its product as uncharacterized. Bases 1 to 1563 code for a protein of 520 amino acids. NCBI's taxonomy places the organism in Eukaryota, Fungi, Ascomycota, Sordariomycetes, Diaporthales, Diaporthaceae. The record is from RefSeq and is a predicted model, not a curated record. The transcript has a single exon. Gene Ontology annotation, biological process: chromosome segregation; CENP-A containing chromatin assembly.